This is a messenger RNA of Xenopus laevis (African clawed frog), 4263 nucleotides long. RefSeq names its product complexin-2. Lineage: Eukaryota; Metazoa; Chordata; Amphibia; Anura; Pipidae. The transcript is spliced from 5 exons. The record is from RefSeq and is a predicted model, not a curated record. The coding region runs from base 505 to 909 and encodes 134 amino acids.
CACUGUUGGAAUCUGUAAGGGACUAUAGAAGAGACAGCACAACACUGAAUGGAAAGCCAGCUGGAAAUUCACCCAAUGUAUAUAGGAUGUGCAAGAUUCACUGCCAGGCGUGAGGCUGCUAUUUUUAGAAGCGUUUUUUCUUAUUGCAGAGCAGGAGUGGGAGAGCUGCAAAGUGGUAAAGAGAGACAGUGAAAUACAGUGACAAAAAGGAAAAGGGAGAAAACCCGGAAAAUAUAAAACACAGAAAGAGGAAAAGCAGAAUCCAAGCACUGCAUGAAAGCUGCAGCCCUUCAGAAGAACACAAGACCCCCACCGACCUGCUCCACUGAUGACAUCACAAAAGGGGCGGGGUGAGCAGGUGCAGCAUCUAUAAAAGAAGAACCCGGAAGUCGGAAGCUAAUAUUUGACGGUGGCCACCUGCGAAGACGAGUGCAAGCAUUACUCUUCUAGCUGUACUGGAUGCGAAUUUCCCUGUGACAGUAGGAUCUAACUCCAAGAGCGAAAAUGGAUUUUGUAAUGAAACAGGCCUUAGGGGGGGCCACAAAGGACAUGGGGAAGAUGCUGGGAGGAGAAGAGGAAAAGGAUCCUGAUGCUCAGAAAAAGGAAGAGGAGAGGCAAGAAGCUCUUCGGCAGCAAGAGGAAGAACGGAAGGCUAAGUAUGCCAAAAUGGAAGCAGAGAGAGAAAAAAUCCGACAACAAAUAAGAGACAAGUAUGGUCUGAAGAAGAAGGAAGAGAAAGAAGCAGAAGAGAAAGCAGCCCUGGAACAGCCCUGUGAGGGCAGUUUGACACGUCCUAAGAAAGCUAUUCCUGCUGGAUGUGGAGAUGAUGAUGAGGAAGAAGAAGAAAGUAUUUUGGACACUGUACUCAAGUACCUCCCAGGACCACUUCAGGACAUGUUCAAAAAGUAACCAUGACAACAUUUUGGGACUUCUGCUCCAGCCAAACUCAUGUUCUGCUAUAAGCAAAAGGAUAGCCAAUCAAUCCUUGACUAAGAAAGAAAUUCUCUCACAAAAGCACACACUUAAUAAAUGACCGACCACACACAGACAAAUCUCUGCAUACAGAUGCAUUGGCCCACAUACGUUUACAGAUGCAAAAAAAAAACUAUUUCUCUUAUUGACAUUUUCUCUUUUUUUAGAAACAACUCUAUACUGCCUAUAUUAUGUUGUAUGGACCAAAAUUUGUCACUGAUAUUUAAAAAUUCAGCAGUGACAAGGUUUACAAACCUGCCCACUUUGUAGCUAAAAGAAAAAUGCACAAAGUGCAGGAUUACUAUUACAAAGGGAACAAGGGGUUAACGUCACCCUUCAUUUAUUUGCUAAAUAAUAACUGGUUUAAAUAGCUUGAUCACUAUAAUCUAAUCUAUCUAAUAAGAAAGAGUGAGUGCUCAAAACAUGCCUCCCGAGUUCAGCUGUAGAUCCACAAGUCCACUCUCUUGUCAUAGGAGUUUGGGAUCUUGGGGAAAAGCCUAUGGAGAAACCCAGUUGUAUUUCCAUUGGUCCUUUACUCAGCAUGUUGGAUUUAUGUCACUUUUUACUCACCUUUCCUUGUCUUGGCCAAACUAUCAAAACCUGCACUAGAUCUUUUUGACGCCUUUGCCUAAAGAGAUGGAAAUAUUGUGCAUUCCUACACACUAUUAAAUGACCAAUGGUGUGACAUAUCACAGACCAAUCUAAACCGUACAUCUUUUAUCAGUGGUUGCCCUUUAUAAGACAACAAUGAAACAGAGUUAUUGAGGCCUUGAGCUCAUCCUCUGAUAUGGACCAAGAGACUUCUCUUUUAGAUUUUUAUGACUGUAAUGCUGAUUGCAUGCUUAGGGGGAAAAUAUAAAUGGGUUUGAUGCCUUUUUUCUUUUUUGGAAAUUGCGAGCACUGUCUGUCUUUGUUCUAUGUCAAAGCACACAUUUAACUGUUUACAUUCGUAACAUAAGAACUUGACUAGAACUUUGUUUCAGUAUAUUCAUUCAUGUACAGUAUAUGUCUGUACAUACCCGCUUCUUUCUUUGUUUGUUGUUCCUGUCACUCAAACAUGGGGCAGUGACCACAAUUUUAUUUUCUGUGAUCAAACCAAAGUGAUAUGUCACUUAAUGUGUCCUCGUAUUGUUGUGAUCUUCACAUUUUAUCUUGUUUCACUGCCACACAGAUAAUUGAUUUGGUUGUCAUGGACCAAACAGUAGAUAAAAAAAAUUAUACUUUUUUUCCUUGAAUGAUUAAUUUUUUACUACUGAGACAUUCCAGAAGGUAAUGUAUGAGUAUAUGUAAUGAACAUUAAGGAACAGCUAUAUUCCAUUAGAAAGCUGUUAUUUUAAUAUGUUUUAUGAUAUAGGGCUGCUGUGCUGUAUCCCACAGCAUUAUACUACAUACGAUGAAGCCCUCUCAUAAGCUAUUCCAGGUAAUAAAUGCACAAGUAGAGUCAUAGUUUGUACCACAGAUUAGCUCACUUCCUAUGUGAUGUUCUCAUCGAAAACAUUCUCUACCCUAAAAGAGAAGGAGAAGAAGUAAUGUGGCCAUGGACACCAGAAACUAAAUGGGUUCUAUCCUAAGUGACUUAGAGCUGCUGCCUGUGGAAAGAGGCACAACAGACCUGUGACAGAAAAUAUAAUUAAAAUAACCUAUUUUUGUAUGAGAUUUGGGUAUCUUUAAUAUCCACUCUGCAGUCACGAGUAGUCAGUCUAUGACUAUUAAGUAUUCCUACCCAGAGACUAACUGGGAAAUGUUGUAGGCCAUAGUUAAAUUCAUUCUUCACGUGGAACCAUUGCAAAUUAUUUAUUUGGCUCCAUUAGCUAGGUUUUUACCUAUGGAAAAGUGUUUCUUAAUGGAGUAUCAAAACAGGGGUCAGGUUUGUUCAAAUUUGAAACCUAAACAUCUUGAUACAGGCAACCGGCAGUAAAAUGCAUUUAAGAAAAAAUUUCUUUUUUUAGGAAAUAAAAUGAGUUUAAAUUGAGCUAGAUUUGGCAAGUGUUUUCAGGGAAUGACCCUUUAAAAAAAUUACGUGCUAUGUAAUUGAACCUUUAGUGGAUAAUUUAUGCUCCAAUAAACAUACUGUACACUGUAUGUUUCAUGUGCAUUCAUAGCAAUUACAUUUGAGUGCCGCAGCUAGGGAAGACAUUUACAGAAAUGAUUUGUAUCAAGCUUGGGUCCUGAACAAACAUUUUUACUUAAUAUUCCAAUUUGGCAACCAGCUGAAAACUGAGAAUUUUUUUUUUUUUUUGAACCACCCACAGAGUCUCACUGGGCCUUUUUAUGUGAAGUACUUAUCAUUUUGUUGAAAUGAAUACUUAUGAGGCAUCAACCCCUCUGUUCAGUGGAUAUCAUUUAGCCAAUGGAAGUUCAUUGAGUACUUUAUAGAUAAAAAAAACAGUCAUUAUUGCAUUAGGACAGGAUAGAGAGAAGCCAUCAGCCUGAAGGUAACUGUGUCCUGCCCUAAUUUAAUGAAGAUAACUUCAUCUGUGAACUGCUUUUGGGCAUUAUUGCAGUAUAAGUAGACACUGUGUAUAAUUACACCACAAAGCUUUCUCUGUGAUACAAAGAAUGUGCAUAAGCUAUGGACAAUGCAUAUUUCAUGAAAUAUGAUAAAUUAACUGGCUAUUUUCACAACGUAUUAUUACAUAUUUGUAAUUUCAUGGACAGUUUGCUAUUCUAGCUAGUGGCUAGGUGGUAAGGUUGUUUUAAUUUAAACGUAAGCCAGUGAAAUACAUAAUUAAGGACAUCAUGAACAGAAAUGCAUGGUGCAAUAUGGAUGUUUAAUUCAUAAAUUCAGCCUUCAAGAGAUCUACCUCCUGCCUGUGUUUGCAGUUAGGAAACCAAAACUUAAAUCAUUCCAUUUUUAACUCAACGGGUCUUGAUAUUGAGGAAUGGCUCCUCGGUAUAUAAAGAAAAUAUUACCACUCGGAUUUCUUUGUGCCCCAGUUUUUAUCCUAUAUUUUACUAGCUUUUCUAUUAUUAGCACAAUUUCUCACAGAUGCAGACUGAUUUCACUAAAGCCUAAUUUAUCUAUAGUUGUUUCAAAAUUAUAGAAAUGUUUCCAUAUGUGUCUGUGAACAUUACAACUUGCUUUUUUUAUGGGUGGGCAAAGUGAGUUGUGCCUUUUUUUUUAUUUUUUUAUGAUGUUAUCCAAGAGCUUAGGAUAUUCCUCACAAUAAUUAAAUGACUGAUCUAAUAUGUACUGUAUAUACAUAUAUAUAUGUGUGUGUGUCCUUUGUGUAUAAUUGUGUUGAUGUUACAUGUUAUCAAGAAUAUUAUUGUUCCUUUAUGUCACAUGCA